Scheffersomyces stipitis CBS 6054 is the source of this 2687-nucleotide messenger RNA. RefSeq names its product 5-methyltetrahydropteroyltriglutamate-homocysteine S-methyltransferase (gene MET6). The coding region runs from base 33 to 2342 and encodes 769 amino acids. The record is from RefSeq and is a predicted model, not a curated record. The transcript has a single exon. NCBI's taxonomy places the organism in Eukaryota, Fungi, Ascomycota, Pichiomycetes, Serinales, Debaryomycetaceae. Gene Ontology annotation, molecular function: zinc ion binding; 5-methyltetrahydropteroyltriglutamate-homocysteine S-methyltransferase activity.
AUAGAAAAUAUCCCCACUACACCAUAAUCACAAUGGUCAGCUCCUCUAUCUUAGGUUUCCCACGUAUCGGUGGACAAAGAGAAUUGAAAAAGACUACCGAAGCCUACUGGCAAGGUAAGGUCUCCGUCGACGACUUGUUGGCUCAAGGUAAGCAAUUGAGAGCCCACAACUGGCAAUUGCAAAAGGAUGCCGGUGUUGACGUGAUCCCAUCCAACGACUUCUCGUUCUACGACCAAGUCUUGGAUCUCUCGUUGCUCUUCAACGCUAUCCCUGAAAGAUACACCAAGUUUGACUUGGCUCCUAUCGAUGUUCUUUUCGCCAUGGGUAGAGGUUUGCAAAGAAAGGCCACUGAAACCACCGCUGCUGUCGAUGUCACUGCUUUGGAAAUGGUCAAGUGGUUCGAUUCCAACUACCACUAUGUUAGACCAACUUUCUCCCACUCCACCGAAUUCAAGUUGAACACUGCUGCAGGUGUCAAGCCAGUUGAUGAAUUCAACGAAGCCAAGGCCUUGGGCAUCCACACCAGACCAGUCAUCUUGGGUCCAGUCUCCUACCUUUAUUUGGGUAAGGCUGACAAGGACUCUCUUGACUUGGAACCAAUCUCAUUGUUGGAAAAGGUCUUGCCUGUCUACAAGCAAUUGUUAGCUCAAUUGAAGGCUGCCGGUGCCAACGAAGUCCAGAUCGACGAACCAGUCUUGGUGUUGGACUUGCCAGAAGAAAUCCAGUCCAAGUUCCAACAGGCUUACGACGCUUUAGUUGGUGCUGACUUGCCAGAAUUGGUCUUAACCACCUACUUCGGUGACGUCAGACCAAACUUGUCUGCUAUUUCCAAGUUGCCAGUUGCUGGUUUCCACUUUGACUUUGUCAGAGUCCCAGAACAAUUGGACGAAGUUGCUGCUAUCUUGACCGACAAGCAGACUCUUUCCGUCGGUAUUGUUGAUGGUAGAAACAUCUGGAAGACUAACUUCGCCAAGGCAACUGCUUUUGUUCAAAGUGCCAUUGCCAAGGUAGGUGCAGACAGAGUUGUUGUUUCCACUUCCUCUUCGUUGUUGCACACCCCAGUCGACUUGGAAAAUGAAGCCAAGUUGGACCCUGUAAUCAAGGACUGGUUCUCUUUUGCUACCCAGAAGUUGACUGAAGUCGUCACCAUCGCAAAGGGCGUUUCUGGUGAAGAUGUUUCUGAAGCUUUGGCUGCUAACGCUGCCUCCAUCAAGUCCAGAACUGAAUCUUCUAUCACUACCAACCCUAAGGUUCAGGAAAGAUUGGCCACCAUCAACGAAUCUUUGUCUACUAGAAAGGUUCCUUUCCCAGAAAGAUUGGCUGUCCAAAAGGGUAAGUACAACUUGCCAUUGUUCCCAACCACUACUAUCGGUUCUUUCCCACAAACCAAGGACAUUAGAGUCAACAGAAACAAGUUUGCCAAGGGUACCAUUACUGCUGAAGAGUAUGAAACUUUCAUUAACAAAGAAAUCGAAACUGUGAUCAGAUUCCAAGAAGAAGUUGGUUUGGAUGUCUUGGUCCACGGUGAACCAGAAAGAAACGAUAUGGUCCAAUACUUUGGUGAACAAUUGGAAGGUUUCGCUUUCACCACUAACGGUUGGGUUCAAUCUUACGGUUCCAGAUAUGUCAGACCACCUAUUGUUGUUGGUGAUGUCUCCAGACCAAAGGCCAUGACUGUCAAGGAAUCUGUAUACGCCCAAUCCAUCACCAAGGCACCAGUUAAGGGUAUGUUGACUGGUCCAGUGACCUGUUUGAGAUGGUCUUUCCCAAGAGAUGAUGUCUCUGGUAAGGUCCAGGCCUUGCAAUUGGGUUUGGCUUUGAGAGACGAAGUCCAAGACUUGGAAGCUGCUGGUAUUACCGUCAUCCAAGUCGACGAACCAGCCAUCAGAGAAGGUUUGCCAUUGAGAGCCGGUAAGGAAAGAUCUGACUACCUCAACUGGGCUGCCCAAUCUUUCAGAGUUGCCACUUCUGGUGUUGAAAACACGACCCAGAUUCACUCUCACUUCUGUUACUCUGACUUGGAUCCAAACCACAUCAAGGCUUUGGAUGCUGAUGUUGUCUCUAUUGAAUUCUCCAAGAAGGACGACCCUAACUACAUCCAAGAAUUCUCUGACUACCCUAACCACAUUGGUUUAGGUUUGUUCGAUAUCCACUCUCCAAGAAUUCCUUCCAAGGAAGAAUUCGUUGCCAGAAUCGAAGAAAUCUUGAAGGUUUACCCAGCUGCCAACUUCUGGGUCAACCCAGACUGUGGUUUGAAGACCAGAGGAUGGCCAGAAGUCAAGGAAUCUUUGACCAACAUGGUUGAAGCUGCCAAGUACUUCCGUGCCAAGUACGAAAACUAGAUGCUCUAGCUUCUAGUUUUCCACGCUUGUCGUGUGCAUUAUUCAAUUCUUCGUUGUUGAUGCUGUAUCCUUUACCGAUUACAUUUAUUCAACAUUAAUGUAAUUUUAUUAUUAACUAAUACUAUCUUUUUAUUGUGAUGAAACCUUUUCAUGAUUAUAUGAACUUGUUCAUAAUGCUUUUUUGUUUUUUGUUUUAAGAGUUUUUUUUUUGAGGGAGGGAAGUACGGGUUGAAUUGAAUUCGGCCAAAGUCCUUGCUAUCCUACAAGAAAGGGGUUUAAAAUUUUUUGGGAUUUCAACAUCGGUUAUACUUAUAUAUUAUGAAAAUUAAUAAUAUGUUAAUUUUU